CUCAUAUCCUGGCAACCUGCUCUAGCACGCAGGCGAAAACCCUGCUUGAGAUGUUCUGAAUCAAAGGCUCUAUAGACAGCUUCGGGCUUCCACGAGAUUUUAUCAAUGCGGCGGGUUAAAAAGUCCCGCAACGGCUGUGCGCGGUGCAAGAGUAAACGGGUCAAAUGUGGUGAGGAAUCGCCUGCUUGUCAUCGCUGCACUCGGUUGGGCGUCCGAUGCCCUGGAUAUGUGCAACCGCUCCGCUGGGUCACUGAGAAUGGCAAGCUGGAAGAACACGAGAUCAAGCUUCACAAAACAGUCCAGAAAGAGCUGGUACCGACAGCAUCAGUUUCCGAACGAACGAGCUCGAUCGAUCUGCUGUCUCAGACCCCAAAAGACUUGGGACUUGAUGCAAACAGCUCGACUCUGGAAAGGAUAGGCAUCGAUCUAGAUGGCGCCAACAUUGUGUGUGACGGCUUGUGGGAGCAACAAGGAAUCCACCCGGUUGACGAACUCACGGAUCUCUUUGUGUCGGCCUCGGAUGCAGCGUCGACAGUAGGAGGAGGGGGUAUUGACUUGCCCGUCGGCGACGGCUCUUCCCCCGACGAUAUCACGGAUCUGUCCCAGUUGUUCACAUUCGCAGAGUCAUUGAAUCAUGACGAAGAUCCUGUUUUCCCGGAAUUCUCUCCUACGGCUAUUGUGCGCAACUACGCUCCAGCGGCUCAGCAGAUGUCAGCCCGGGUAUCUAUCCAUCAGCCUUUGAACAACCCGUCAUGGACCUUGAUCGAGUAUUACUUCAAAGAGGUUGCGGCCUUGUUUUCCAGUUAUGACAGCCAGAUGAAUCCCUUUAGAACGACAGUCUCACGUCUCUGGGGCUCUUCGCUCGCCAUGUGUCGCACCAUGCAAAGCAUGGCUGCGGCAUCUCUGGUGAAUGAUUUUCCCCAAUUUGGACCGAUUGGCCGAAAAAUGCGAGACGAAGCCAUCGAAGCUAUUACAAACGAGCCCGUCAUUGACGACAAGUCGCUUUUGGCAUUGCUCAUGCUCGGACAGACCGCCAGUUGGCAUGAUUCUAAUGAUUUGGGCGUUUCGUUCUUCAACACCCUACGCAAGCAUCUCAACACUCUCACUGCGGAAGAAUCCGGUGGCAGUAUGAAAAAAACCAGUAACAACUACCGGUUCUUCGAGGAGGCUCUUAUCUACUGGGAAAUGCUCCUUUCCUUCGUGACGGACACCGAUAGCAUUGCAACCUCUGACACGUUGACCUCCGGGUUCAACAGUGGUGGCACCCUCGUCUUGCAGCGUGUUCCACACCCAUGGACGGGGAUUGCCCGAGACACCCAAUUCACGGUCCAUGAAAUCGGGCGGCUCGUUCGCAAAGAGCGGCGGCGGUUCCGAACCUGUCGGUUCACGUCCCAGGAGGACAUCACGCAGGCGCAGCAGGCUAUAUCUAAAGCCCAAGAACUCGAGGAACGACUCCUGAGCCUCUCACACCCCAGCGAAGCAGAUAUCGUCAGUCCCGGCGACGACGACACCCCCGUCUGGCAUCUGCUGACCAUGGCGGAAGUGUAUCGUUGCACCGGCCUUAUGCAGCUCUACCGGGCGUUCCCCGACCUGCUUCGCCUGCGAUUACCUCUUCACUCCGUCCACGCCGUCCAUGCCCAGCCACACAUGAUGAUGAUGAUGAACAAUGACGCAGCCUCGUUUUUCGAUCCAUGCACCGCUUCUAUUUUCGACAACCUGGCAGAAAACCUCAUGUUCAACAAUGCCCAGAAUGCCUCUUCUUCCUCUUCCUCUUCUGCUUCUACUUCUUCCACAUCGACGUCUACUUCUACUUCUACUUCCUCCCCUCCCUCCGCCUCCUCUUCAGACCAAACAUCCCACCACGACAAUUGGCUUACAACCUUCGCAUUAACAACUCUCUCCCGCCUGAAAACCAUCCCCCUCGAAUCCCGCACUCGCUGCCUCCAACCUUUCCUCCUCGUCGCCGCCAGCAGCGAGCUCCGCCUUCCCUCCCCGCUUCUCUCCGACCCGGGAACCAUCUCCCCGCACGCCGUGGAGGUGUCGCGCACCCGCAAGUUCGUCCUCGCCAGACUCACCUCCUUCCUGCACGUCCUGCCCCCGAAACCAAUCAGGGUCUGUCUGCUCCUCGUCCAGGAGGUGUGGAGACGCAUGGACGCCGGCCUGCCCAACACGUACUGGGUUGAUGUUAUGAUGGAGAAAGGGUGGGAGACUACCAUGGGCUAAAAGUAGGGGAAGCUAAGAUAACUGCAAAUGGGCUUGUACCUAAUUCAUUCAUUCAUGAUCAUGGGUGUACAUCCGUACAUAGUUAUAUAUAACAAGCUAUACAUACGCAUCGACAAAUCAUAUUAGACAUACACAUCGCUUCCAGCUCUAAAUGCUCUCGCCGUUCCUAUUAUACCGGGCCAUUAAUCGAAUACUGCGGUACCUCACUCUUCAUAUCGAAAGAAUAGAAAUGGAAAGGACAUAAAAAGGGCUCGAGAUUAUUAAAGAAUGCAUGGAAAAUAAGGAGUGCCAAGGGGGAAGAAUUAAGAGAAAGAAAGAAAGAAAGAAAGAAA
Messenger RNA from Penicilliopsis zonata CBS 506.65, 2555 nucleotides. RefSeq lists its product as hypothetical. Gene Ontology annotation, biological process: positive regulation of transcription by RNA polymerase II. The transcript is spliced from 3 exons. The record is from RefSeq and is a predicted model, not a curated record. Bases 106 to 2223 code for a protein of 705 amino acids. Gene Ontology annotation, molecular function: transcription cis-regulatory region binding; zinc ion binding; DNA-binding transcription factor activity, RNA polymerase II-specific. Gene Ontology annotation, cellular component: nucleus. Lineage: Eukaryota; Fungi; Ascomycota; Eurotiomycetes; Eurotiales; Aspergillaceae.